UUCAGAACUCACAUUUCUCAUAUGAGUUUCCCCCCCUUCAACGAUCUCAUAUAGGUAUCCAUUUUUCAAGAGCAACCACUCCUGUCAAAGAGUUAAAAAGCAAACACAUAACUCAAGUGUACUCACCUGCCGUUAAUUAGGCUAUUAAUAUCAUGCAAGUUGCAAGCAAGCCGCACCAGCACCAUCGAACGAGACUUGUAUAGAACUGAAAAAUAAAAAAAAAAAACAGAAAACUGUGUAAAGUACUUGCGAACGUUUUUCCACCUCCCUGCUAAUUGGAACUACCAAUAUGAAGUAUUUCCAUUUUUUAAGUACCGAGUAAUGGUCACUUAAAUUAUGCUUCACAGUCUUGUGUGUCGGUUCAAUCGAGUUCAACGUUAAAAACUAGAUUCAACUGCACAAAAAAAAAGAGAAAAAGGAGAAUAAUCAAUAAACCAUCAUGAAUUUCAAGCCCAUUUGGAUACUGUUGCUAAUAACUGGAAUCCAAUGUGCAGAAAAGGACACCAGAAUCCUAUCGCGGAAGCGACGCUUUCUUUCAUUUCCCGAGGGUUCUUCAUUUGCGGCCUCGAUUUGCAUGACUAUCGGAGUGAUUGGUAAUCCAGUAUUGGAAUAUAUGAGUUGGGCCGUGAAUUGGGGAAUUGCGUAUGAUUUGCCCAAUCAAACCUGGGUCCGCCAGCACAAGCAUGGAUUUAGCAACUCUCUCGAUGCUCACAAUACAAAAGUUCGAUAUCGAAGGGAUUUGUAUGAGGGCAUCGAACUUGCCAUGGAUAGCAUGGGCUUCAAUGGGCGCGAUUGUAUAUCCCGAACAUUGUGUGAAAGUUCGAAUUUCCUCAAGGAUCGUAGCGGUAAUAUGGUAGAGGAAAUUGUGAAAUUAAUAUUUAGCUUCCCGAGGCAUAAAGGUGCUUUAUAUCAUCACAAUAAUGGAGAUAAUAUGCAUCAUUAUGAUAAAGCAUAUUAUAAUAAUAACAACAAUGGCGAUUUGAACUACGACUGUCAACAAAAAUAUCCCAACUGUCAUUUUUCGCUUCUGGAAUUGGCAUUGGGUAAUGCAAAGUAUUCACUUGAACCGACAAAGCAUGGAACUGCGGGAUUUAUGUAGAAAGCAAUUAAAUUAAUAUAAAUCACAAAACUGACAUUAAAUUAUUAUUUAUUGAAAGAAAAAAAUAAAAUUAAUAAAUUGCAUAU
Molecule: messenger RNA, 1185 nt
Organism: Episyrphus balteatus (marmalade hoverfly)
Lineage: Eukaryota; Metazoa; Arthropoda; Insecta; Diptera; Syrphidae
Exons: 4
Coding region: 440-1099 (219 amino acids)
Source: RefSeq, a predicted model, not a curated record